Mangifera indica (mango) is the source of this 1675-nucleotide messenger RNA. Its product is annotated as probable disease resistance protein At5g63020. The record is from RefSeq and is a predicted model, not a curated record. Gene Ontology annotation, molecular function: ADP binding; ATP hydrolysis activity. Bases 225 to 1670 code for a protein of 481 amino acids. The transcript has 2 exons. Lineage: Eukaryota; Viridiplantae; Streptophyta; Magnoliopsida; Sapindales; Anacardiaceae.
UGUUGGCAUGUUGCUUUCUUUGUGUCUUCUUGUUGACUAACCAAACAUUUUAGUCUUUCAUCUUUAUCUCAUUUAGAAGAAUAAUUUAAUUAAAAUCGCCAAUCAAUACUACAUACAAAUGUCCUGUAUCUCUUUGACCCUGUCGUUUUGAUCUGUGAGUUCCUUUUUCUUUCCGUUUUUUCCUUCUACUCUGUCUGAUACCAAAUCUUUCUUUGUGCUUGAGAAUGGAAGAAGCUGCUGGGAAUGCUGUUAUAGAAGUUGGAAAGUGCUUAAGUGCUCCGAUUGGCCGUCAGUUUAUGUACUUGUACAACUACAAAACCAACUUUCACAAUCUUGAAAAAGAAGCUGCAAGGCUGGAAGAUGCAAGAGAUGAGGUGGAGGCUGAGGUUGUUGCUGCUAAAAAUGAUGUGAAAGAGAUCAGACGGGCUGUUAAGAACUGGCAGAGUGGUGUGGAUUCCAUCAUCGAAGAAACAAAGAAGCUGAUUCAAGAGAAAUCAAACAGCAGUUGUUUCAACUUGAUCACUUACUACAAAAAUGGCAGGAAAGCAUGGAAAAAGCUGAACGCUAUAACUGAACUUCUUCAGGAAAAAGUAACAUUUGCUGAGGUUUCUCUUCCUACCACUCACGAAGUCAUUCGGCUCACUAACAAAGAUUAUGAGGAAUUUGAAUCAAGAAGGUCAGUUUUCAACGAUGUGCUGAAGUCAUUAGAUGAUCCUGAGGUUGGAAUUAUUGGGGUUUAUGGAAUGGGUGGAAUUGGUAAAACCACACUGGUCAAAGAAGUUGGUCAUCAAGCCAAGAAAAACAAGAAGUUGGAUGAGGUGGUUUUCGUAGAGGUAUCUGAUAAACCAGAUACUCAAAAGAUUCAAGAUGAACUUGCGACUCAGUUAGGCGUGAAAUUUGAUACGGACGCUGAACGAGUGAGCAAGUUGAAUGCGAGACUGAAGAAUGGUAAAAAAGUGCUUGUAAUUUUAGACAAUAUAUGGGAACGAUUAGAUUUGGAGGCUCUCGGUAUUCCUUGUGGAGAUGACCGUGGGGAAUGUAAAUUAUUGCUGACAGCAAGAUAUCGUAAUGUAUUAUGGAGUAUGGAUUGUAAGAAAGAUUUCUCGAUGGGUGUCUUAAAGGAAGAAGAAGCUUGGAGAUUGUUUAAGAAGAUGGCAGGUGAUAUUGUUGAUCAAACAAAUAAGCUGGGUUCUCUGCCGAAUGAAGUAUGCAAUGAAUGUCAUGGUUUGCCAGUUGUCAUUACUGCCAUAGCGAGAGCAUUAAGUCACAGGAGACAUGUCCCUGAAUGGGAAGAUGCCCUGCUAGAACUAAGAAAGCCUUUUCCAACAAAGUUUGCAGGUAAGCUAGAAAAAGAAUAUUUAAGGAUUGCGUUGAGUUACAAUUAUCUAAAAGGCAACGAGCUCAAGAAAACUUUGCUAAUUUGUAGCCUAAUGAAAAAUAAUACUACCAUUUCAGACUUGCUCAAACUCAUUACGGGUUUAGAUAUAUUAGAAAGAGGUAACCUUUCUAUGAAACAAGCACGAAAUAGGCUGGCAAGUCUUGUCUAUGAACUCAAGGAUUCUUGUUUGUUGCUUGAUGGUUCAACCAGUGAACAGUUUUCCAUGCAUGAUGUUGUUCGUUCAGUUGUCAUAAUAAUUGCAUAUAAAGAUCAUGAUGUAUUUACAGAGUGAAAUGA